Molecule: messenger RNA, 1193 nt
Organism: Bacillus rossius redtenbacheri
Lineage: Eukaryota; Metazoa; Arthropoda; Insecta; Phasmatodea; Bacillidae
Product: sodium/bile acid cotransporter 7-B-like
Exons: 6
Coding region: 172-1110 (312 amino acids)
Cellular component (GO): plasma membrane
Source: RefSeq, a predicted model, not a curated record
UUAUUUUACUUCUCUUUGGUUGAAAUAUAUGUAAACAUAAUAAUUUUCUUGUGAACUUUCGUUUACCAUUUUCGGCCUGCAGGAAACAAAUAUUUUGUAAGAGGACAGUGCUGAAUCACACAAACUCGUGUUGAGAAACAGUUGAUACCAGUUCGGUGGCUUACGGUCAAGAUGAAAGAAUGGUUACAGAGAUGCUGGGUUAUACCCGCUUUGUUACUGAUGAACUUGGUAACGAUGUUUUUGCCUCAGCCAAGCCAGACAAUGCUGGAGCACGUGUCGACGGCGGACUACUGGUCGGCGGCGGCGGUCGCCUUCCUGUGCGGCCUGUGCGUGGCGCGCCAGCCCUUCCAGCAAGCGCUGCUGGACCCGGAGGUGCACGUGCUGUGCGCGCUCUACUCGCUCGUGAUCGCGCCGCUGUCCGCCGUCGUGGCAGCGCUGCUGCUGCGCGCCGCGGGGCUGUCCGAGGCCGAGUUCCUGCGCGGCCUGGUGCUGACGGCCUGCCUGCCGCCCUCCCUCACGAGCACCGUGGCGCUGACGACGGUGGCCGCUGGCAGCGAGGCGACGGCCGUGGUGGGCGCGCUGGGCUGCAAGUACAUCUCCGUGCUGGUCUCGCCGCUGCUCAUGCGACACCUGGCAGAGCUGGACCUGACAUGGCUGUCUGCGACGGAAACACUCAAGUCGAUAACUCUGAGCAUCACCGUCCCGCUGGUGGCCGGACAGAUCAUCCGGGCCAUAACGAACCUCGAGUACAGGCAGGUGCCGCUCAGGCACCUUUGCUGCGCCAUCUUGCUGUUAAACCAGUACGUGGUGUCGAGCAACCUGGCCACGGACUGUAUUCAGGCCUACUCGCAGUCCAGAUUGGCCAUCAUGGUUCUUUUAGUGCUCACAGUCUUGCUGAUCCAAGAUAUGAUAAUUUUUCAGUCCUCGAAAACAUCGCAUAUAAAUUUAACCUCAGAAGAAAUCGCCUCUGUUUUAUUUACAGGCGCACACAAAUCUCUUCGCUACGGUCGGCUGAUGCUCGACGGGAAAAAUACGUCACUUUGCUGCUUUUAUAUAUAUACUGCUUUCCAAACAAUGGUUUGCUUUGGUGUUGAUUAUUUCAUGGGAUGAACAUGUCUGAUUGAAACUAUACGUCGUCACUUUCGUAUUUAUGUAUUAUAUCCAAGAAUAAAAUAUAGGUGUCUGAAUUGGAA